Messenger RNA from Eublepharis macularius, 4010 nucleotides. RefSeq names its product coenzyme Q8A (gene COQ8A). Gene Ontology annotation, biological process: ubiquinone biosynthetic process. The record is from RefSeq and is a predicted model, not a curated record. NCBI's taxonomy places the organism in Eukaryota, Metazoa, Chordata, Lepidosauria, Squamata, Eublepharidae. Gene Ontology annotation, cellular component: extrinsic component of mitochondrial inner membrane. Gene Ontology annotation, molecular function: kinase activity. Bases 1082 to 3034 code for a protein of 650 amino acids. The transcript is spliced from 15 exons.
CAUGUCUACCUGGGACCUUCUGCUAUGCAAACGAAGGGCUCUUCCUCUAGCUUUGCCCCUCCUCUUUCUUGUGCUUGACCAAGAGUACUAUGAACAAGUUGUGAAGUUACACAUUUAUAGUUAUAGCUUAGCCUUUCGGUGUCCUCCCUGGCAAAAGAUACCAUGGGAGGGGCAAAGAGGUAUACCGGGCUGUGCAGUUCAACCUCCUAAGUACUGGAAAUCCUUCUGAGUCAUUUUGUGGGCAUGAACUCAAGGAUCCUUUGCACCUGACGAAUGUCAUCAGGGCAUUUUGUGUGUGUGUGUGUGUGUGUGUAGAUUCAUAGCACUCUAGGGCAUGAGAGAUCCUUGCUGCCGGGACUUGAUUGAUACAUUGCUGCUUCAGCUUUUUUCAUUUUCAAAGAAUUUGAUUGUAUCAUUUUAUUUGGGUGGCCGCACAGUAACUUAUGACAAAAAUGCAAACAAUUAGUGGUUAUAACUUAUAUUUGCAUGUCUGUUAAAACUCAGGCUGUUCCCAAGUUAGGGGUGUAACCAGAACUUCCAUUGCUUAAUUUUUCAAAAGGCCUGUACUGUGUGAAUUCACUUUAAAAGAUUGAGUUAGAGCUGAAAUUCUCUGCAUUAGUGGCUUUCUGUGGUUGAGUGAUGUACAGCAGUGCGCUGAAUCUAAAGCAUUUUGUGUUUUGCACAUGUUACAGUGUGGGUCUACUCUAUAGUUAUUUUCUUGUGUUAAACAGCAGUGGAUCAAAGUGCAAUAAGCAGAACAACAGUGGGUUGUGUUUUUUUGUAGUUACAAAAUAGCUGAGCAGGGUGUGUGCGUUUUUCACAUUGCUUAUUAAUAUCUUGGAGAUUACAAGGUUUCUGUGCGCUACAGAAAAACUUUGUUUCAAGCCAAACAUCAGAUAAAUGUCUAAAAUAGAGUAUUGUAAUCUGUACAUUGUGGUCAGGAAGAGGGUUUUCCUACCAAGCUCUGUGUGCCUUUUCUUACCACAUAUUCUCCUCUGGGCUAAUGAAGAGUGCUCUCGCUGAAAACAGGCUGGAAUUGAAGUCUGACUUUAAGACAGCAAAGCGCUAGAGGUGAUCAGUCAUGGCAGGUGAUGCCAUCAUGGUGAUGAGAGGGCUGGCGAAGCUUGGUAAGGCAGUCGUAGAUACACAAGCAGGACAACUUCGGCAAGUAAUCUUUGGUGGUGAUGCAGUGUUCGUGGCCAGGAGCAUUCAGGCAACUGCUGAGGAACAGUUUAGUGCUGUGAUGGGGAAGAUGCAGGAACUAGGCAAACAGCAGGAGAAUUUGAAAGACUUUGAUGAGGACUUUGGAAGAGACUACAGCUUCUCAGAAACAGAGUUGGGGGGUGCUACGAAGGACUUUUCUCCUCCUGAAGACCAGCGUCACAAGCAUGGUGUUGCAGAGGGCCCAUCUUACACCUAUGUUUCCAAUGGACCUUUUCCAAAUGUUGUUGAGACAGGUGACUCCAGUCGUAAUCCAAAUCCCAUCUCUGCAAAAGUGAAUGCAAAGCUGUUUGGAGGUUUUAGGGACCAUGGGUAUCCAUUUGUUGCUACCUGUGGGCAAAGCAGGGCAUUUCAUCAAGACCAUUCCUCUGUUGGUGGACUAACAGCUGAAGAUAUUGACAAAGCCAGGCAAGCCAAAGCGGAUCCACAGAACAAACCACACAAGCAGAUGCUCAGUGAACGUGCCCGGGAGCGGAAGGUGCCAGUUACUCGAAUUGGGAGACUUGCUAACUUUGGAGGCUUAGCUGUUGGCCUUGGCAUUGGAGCUUUAGCAGAGGUUGCAAAGAAAAGCCUUAGAUCUGAAGAACGCAAUGGAAAGAAGUCUGUUAUGGACACCAGCCCCUUUCUGUCAGAGGCCAAUGCGGAAAGAAUUGUGAGGACCCUGUGCAAGGUUCGGGGAGCUGCCCUGAAGUUGGGCCAAAUGUUGAGCAUUCAGGACGAUGCCUUCAUCAACCCUCACCUGCAGAAGAUUUUUGAACGUGUCCGCCAGAGUGCAGACUUCAUGCCUUUGAAGCAAAUGAUGAAAACUUUGAACAAUGACCUUGGCCCUAACUGGCGUGAUAAACUGGAAUUCUUUGAGGAGCGACCCUUUGCUGCAGCGUCAAUUGGACAGGUUCAUCUGGCUCGCUUGAAGAAUGGCACAGAAGUUGCAAUGAAAAUCCAGUAUCCUGGUGUGGCCCAAAGCAUCAAUAGCGAUGUCAGCAAUCUGAUGACUGUUCUUAGUAUGAGCAACGUUCUCCCAGAAGGUCUCUUCCCUGAACAUCUGAUUGAAGUUCUGAGCAGAGAAUUGGCCCUGGAAUGCGACUACAAGAGAGAAGCUGCCUGUGCCAAGAAAUUCAAGGAGCUGCUGAAGAACCACCCAUUCUUCUAUGUCCCUACUGUGGUGGAUGAGCUCUGCAGCCAACAUGUCCUAACAACCGAACUGGUAUCUGGGUUUCCGCUUGAUCAAGCUGAAGGAUUAAGCCAGGAGGUCCGGAAUGAGAUCUGCCAUAACAUACUACUUUUGUGCCUGCGAGAGCUUUUUGAGUUCAGAUAUAUGCAGACAGAUCCAAACUGGUCCAACUUCUUCUAUGACCCAGAACUGCACAAGGUGGCGCUUCUGGAUUUUGGAGCAACCAGAGGUUUUGAUCAGGAGUUCACAGAUGUCUACAUUGAGUUAAUCAAAGCAGCUGCUGAAAUGGACAGAGAGGAAGUCCUAAGGAAAUCAAUAGAAAUGAAGUUCCUGACUGGUUAUGAAAUAAAGGCCAUGGAAGAUGCUCACUUGAAUGCCGUCCUCAUCUUGGGAGAAGCUUUUGCAUCCAGUGAACCUUUUGACUUUGGCUCACAGAGUACAACUGAGAAGAUCCAUGGUUUAAUCCCAGUCAUGCUGAAGCACAGACUUGUCCCUCCACCAGAAGAGACCUACUCUCUCCAUCGGAAAAUGGGUGGCUCCUUUCUCAUAUGCUCCAAACUGAAAGCUAAAAUCCCAUGCAAGAACAUGUUUCAGGAGGCCUACAGUAAAUACUGGUGUGGAAGGGCCAAAAAGGAACAGUAACACAGAAGAACUGUCAAUUGUCUUGUGUUUUUUAUGGUCAAUCAUCACAGUACAGUUUCUUCUGUAAUACCUUCAGAAUCACCUUAACAUUACAACAGCCUGCCUUUGGGAAGCAAAAUACCCAAUUAAGAGACUAUGUUGUUCUUUCGUUGGGCCAUCUCCUACACUAUAUUAUCACCAGAUUAUCUGUACAGCCUCUACUUUACAGGAAAUCAUAUUUUAUCUAGUGUAGGGACUGUGGAGAAGAAUAGGCAGCUGUGUUUCUCACUGUGCUAGGCAUCAGCUGUCUUUAUUUUAAUACUGAUACCUGUGUUUAGCAACUGGAUUUUUAACACAUGAAAUAGAGGAAAGAACCAAACAGUAGGCACUGAAAUCUAUUUGCAAUUUCCUGAAUGUUUGUGGAUUUUUCUUUACUUCUUUUCCUGCUAAGGUGGAAUACCAGUGGUUUAACACUAUGGAGUAUAGUCUGCCAACAGUAAGUCAAAGAAAACCCUAUUUUUAUGAUUGGGGGUAUAUAGUGAGUGGGAUCUUUCAGAUAGAGCACUGUACAUAGGCUAUUUUAUGCCUUUACCUUUCGAAGUGGAGGCAAGGAAACUGAAGAUUUUAAGGAGCCUGAUAUGUAAGUGGGACAGUGUAGUAUUUAGAAUAUCUAAGGGUGAAAUUCAGUUGCCUGAUUCUCUGAACUGAAUGUAUAAACAGGAGGAAAUGUUGUGAAUUGGAGAAUUAGAGAAACAAACUCGAACUGUGGCAUUUGUAGAAGCUCAGCAUUGAAGCUACGCUUUUCCCAUAACCUGUACUGUAUGGGCAUCAUAGCAUCAUUGAAGGAGUUUCAAAAUUUCAUUGAAAAACAUAAUUUACAUUUAAUAGCUGAAUGCACAGCUUUAAGCAGUUGGAGGCAAGCUGGCAAUAUUUUUUUACAUCAGUAGUAGCUGUACAACUUCCAACUGAUUUCCAAUAAAGUGCUUGUGCAGAUUGA